Lolium rigidum is the source of this 222-nucleotide messenger RNA. RefSeq lists its product as uncharacterized. The record is from RefSeq and is a predicted model, not a curated record. Lineage: Eukaryota; Viridiplantae; Streptophyta; Magnoliopsida; Poales; Poaceae. Bases 1 to 222 code for a protein of 73 amino acids. The transcript has a single exon.
AUGUGGCCGGAGAUGAAGGCGUGGGCCUCCAUGGCCGACAACGACCCGCUGAAGCGUGGCUCAUCGUCGGCGACGCACCCGUCCAGCCCGCUGCGCCGCAUGAGCCCUACGACGAUGGCCAUGGGCGGCCUCCUCGUCAUCGGCACCCUUGGCUACUUCAUGCUCAGCAAGGACGACAGGCGCAAGGCCAGGGACAACGAGCGCCUGGCUCACCGUCCUUGA